AGUGAACGAAAGGAGAAAAUGGAGAAAGACAACCUUUCCCUGGUUUUGCACUCUAAAGGCGAUAUAAGGCUGGAACAACGUCCCAUUCCAGAGCCUGGAGCUGAUGAGGUUUUACUUCAGAUGCACUCGGUGGGGAUCUGUGGCUCUGAUGUGCACUACUGGCAGAAUGGACGGAUCGGGGACUUUGUCCUUCAGAAGCCAAUGGUCCUGGGUCAUGAGGCAGCAGGGCGAGUGGUCAAAGUGGGCUCUGCAGUCACUCAUCUCAAACCAGGUGACAGGGUGGCUAUUGAACCUGGAGUUCCCAGAGAAAUGGACGAGUUUUUCAAAAAUGGCCGCUACAACCUAUCACCCACUGUGUUCUUCUGUGCCACACCACCUGAUGAUGGGAACCUCUGCAGAUACUACAAACAUAGCGCCAACUUCUGCUACAAGCUUCCUGAUAAUGUGAGUUAUGAGGAAGGGGCUCUGAUUGAGCCGCUCUCAGUGGGGAUUCACGCAUGCAGGAGAGCCGGAGUUACUCUGGGCAGCUCUGUGUUUAUCUGUGGAGCAGGACCGAUCGGCCUGGUCACUCUGUUGGUAGCUAAAUUCAUGGGAGCCUCUCAAGUGCUUAUAAGCGACCUUUCUGCUGAUAGGCUGGCCAAGGCCAAGGAGUUAGGUGCUGACUUUGUUCUUCCUGUUAAGAGAGAGGAUGUACCAAAGGAUAUGGCCAAACGUGUAGAUGGCAUGCUGGGGGGCAUGCCUCACAUCACCAUAGAGUGUACCGGUGUAGAGAGCAGCAUCCAAACAGCAAUCUAUACCACACGUUCUGGAGGUGUAGUCGUUUUGGUUGGACUCGGUGCUGAAAUGACCACAGUGCCUCUCCUUACCGCUGCUGUCAGAGAAGUGGACAUCCGAGGCGUGUUUCGCUACUGCAACACGUGGCCUAUGGCUAUUUCUAUGCUGGCCUCUAAGCGUGUGAAUGUGAUGCCACUGGUCACACACCGCUUUCCACUGGAGCAAGCUGUGCAGGCAUUUGAGACGACUAGACAGGGCAUUGGGAUCAAAGUCAUGCUGAAAUGUGACAAAAAUGACCAGACCCCAUGAGGAAAGGAAGUUUACUCACUACUGUCCCCAAUCAACAAAGCAACUUAAUCUGGUCAGAUUUUUAUUUUAGAAUUAUUACUGCCUAACCAAUCAUGUAUUUCAUGAAUUUAUAAACAUACUGUAAUGAUAUCUUGGAGAAAUUAAAUGAGAAUUUAUAUA
This is a messenger RNA of Ictalurus punctatus (channel catfish), 1242 nucleotides long. RefSeq names its product sorbitol dehydrogenase (gene sord). NCBI's taxonomy places the organism in Eukaryota, Metazoa, Chordata, Actinopteri, Siluriformes, Ictaluridae. Gene Ontology annotation, molecular function: zinc ion binding; L-iditol 2-dehydrogenase (NAD+) activity. The record is from RefSeq and is marked provisional. Gene Ontology annotation, biological process: D-sorbitol catabolic process.